Molecule: messenger RNA, 878 nt
Organism: Glycine soja
Lineage: Eukaryota; Viridiplantae; Streptophyta; Magnoliopsida; Fabales; Fabaceae
Exons: 2
Coding region: 110-511 (133 amino acids)
Source: RefSeq, a predicted model, not a curated record
AUGAUAAAAUUGAAAGCUCCUCCCUCAGAAUACAUAACCAGUUAACCACACACACUUCGGUUAAUCAGAAAGAAGCUAAUCGGAAUCGCAAGACACCGCCGACGACGACAUGGCCGCCGCCGUGACAGAUAUGGCCCGCCGCCACACGAUUAGCCAAAUACUGGUGGACCUCGUCAAGUUUGCCGUCGGUUCCGCCAUCGACGGCUCUCGCAAAAUCAUCCCUGGUAGGAAGCAGGUAGAUAAGAUGGUGCCAGAAGGAUUGAUAAACAUACCCUUGCCAACCCCUGUAAAUGCCAAGAAACACCCUGAUUUAAAGGUUGCAAAUGAUCUCCAUUUUGAGACAAAAAUGGAGGAAGUGAAGGAAGACUUGAAUAACAUAAAGCAGCAGUACAAAACAUCAACCAAACGCAUCCAGGAGUCACAGCCACCGAACAAAUCGGAUGAUGGCUUUAAGGAAAUCAAUCAUGUGCAGAGCAAUGGAAGGAGAGUAUUCAUCCGAUCUCGACUGUAGAAUGGAAUUUACAUACACUAGGAUUCUACAUAUCCAUAAGAUAGUGAAACAUAAUAUGUGCUUUGUUUUUCUGUUCUCCCCUCUCACCAUGUUAGAUGGGAAGGGGGAUGAUAACCAGGUUUGAGGUUUGAUCGUAUGAGCCUGGGUACUAUCACCACUUGAAGUAUACUAAGUUUAUUAGGUCCUAUAACAUGUCCUUCCCUAUAGUAUUUAUAUCAUAUAGUAUGUCCUAUAAUAUCUAUUUUUCAAAGCCCUGUAUGUAACAUGUCCUAUAACAUCUAUGUUUCAAUGGAUAUACUGCAAUUUGUAAACCCCACUUGUUUAUUUUAUUUUAUUUUAUUUCAGUGAAACAGAAAAGUUGGAGGCA